Molecule: messenger RNA, 2079 nt
Organism: Lodderomyces theae
Lineage: Eukaryota; Fungi; Ascomycota; Pichiomycetes; Serinales; Debaryomycetaceae
Gene: HAP42
Product: Hap42p
Exons: 1
Coding region: 1-2079 (692 amino acids)
Biological process (GO): regulation of DNA-templated transcription
Cellular component (GO): nucleus
Source: RefSeq, a predicted model, not a curated record
AUGGAGAGUAAGCCAAACGCGCCGCCGGAGUCCAAACUAUCUUCACACGGUACAGCAAAAUCCUUGCCGGAAGGAGCUCAGCAACGACAAUUAACAGCGAGCACCUCUCUGUUGCAAACGGGCACGACUUCAGGAAGUGCGAGCUCGGCACCUGGAAAACAAAUUACUCCAUCUUCUCAUCUAACUGCACAAGUAGUAGGGCUGCUACAAUCGAGUCAGACACGUCUACAAACACCAAGCAGUAGCAAUACCAACAGCAACGCAAAACCUAGCGGUAAGCAUCCCGCAAUGCUGUCAAAAGUCCAACCUGCGCGACAGCAGCCUCUACGAAUAGCCCCAAAGUAUGCCAAAAUACAACCAGCAAUAGCACCCAAACCAUCAAAUGUCGUACCGUUGGCAACAAAAUUCAAUCCCAUACCGAGUAGCAAGUUCCAACUACUGAUGAGGCCAUCAUUAACUCAGGAUUCCACCAAUCUAAAUACGUCAAAACAGUGGGUACUACCUCCUCGACCUAGACCGGGCAGAAAACGAACUGGCUCAGAUUGUGACAAAGUGUCGAAGGCUCAAACGAACGUAACAAAGAGGAAAAGUAAGCCGAAACUGGAACCGAAUGUCAGAGCAGUGACCGUGAAGGAGAACCUGGAAAAAGACACUGUUUGUGCAACUUCGACGACAGCAGGGACGAGUACGGCUCCAGUUGCUGUGAAGAAAACUGAUAGAGUGGGUAUGACGGCAAGCACUCUGAGCGAUAUCAACCAAAUAGAGAGGCCCAAGUUGCAAGAGCCGUCUCAGGUAGCUCACAAUUCCGUUAAAGGGGAUGAAACAGGAAAAGCUGCCAUUACUGCACCUUUAACAAAGCAAGUUGCUUAUCCCGUGGCCAACCCAAUUGUCAACAAAGCUAAUGGCGCCAAUACAGAUUCAGAGAUCAUGCCUGUACUGAAACAACAUGUCCCAUCUUUGUGUGCACCUCCGCCUCCACCUCCGCCUCCACCUCCACCUCCACCAGUAAAAUCAGAGGAUCCGGAGGUGCACAUGACAGAGUUGAAAAUGUCGUAUUUGUCGAAAUUAAAAGAGCAGGAGAUUAUUAGAAACUACGUGGAAGUGCUCACCAAUCAAAUCAAAGAGCUAAGCUUUGUCCAGAAUGGAGUCAUCACUUUUGACGCUUUGAAGUAUUCUUCGAAAGUUACUCCAAAUUCGCAGCGAAUAACCUCGACAUUGACAAAUUCCAAAUGCGAUCAGUUGGACUCGAUCAACAACUUGAAUGAUUUGAACAAAUUCUUGACCUAUCUCAGCAAGUCGUCAGAUAUCAUCAAGAGUGCCAAGAGACAAUCAAUUGAUCACACAAAAUGUCCUGACAAUUUACACCAACAAAUUGAUAACUACGUUCAAUUGAGGAAUCGGUUCAAGACAUUGCAUCAAGAAAAUGGGAAAACUAGUAACAAAAAGAAGAUGGGUAAACAGCGAGCCGAUUCAACCAAGAGCACAAAACAUACAGUGUCUCCAUCCGAGUCGGCGACCACCACAAAACAAACAAAUCAAAAGCCGCCAUUUACCCCAGAUUUGCUACGUCCUUUGAACGCUUCAAAUUUGUUUAACGACCCCAAUUUGGAUAUGAUGGAAAUGGACUUGCAAACAGAAACAAUUGAAGCAUCUCCAUCAACUGCGGAGAUAUUGGCAAAUGAAAAUGACAGGAUUAAAGUCUCUAGUGAUGGCUUAUCUAUGGAAAUUGAAGGUGCAAAGAUUGGUCCUGGCGGCGACACUGGGGGUGGUGGUUUUUUCCAUGUGGACGAACACGAUUUUUUGAGCAAAUUAGUACUUGAUGAUGCACCGCCAUCAGAGGAAACAGCCUUGGGCCAAGUUUUGAUACACGAACACAAUGGAGAAAAGUCCAAUGACGCAGCUGACAAUAUUCCAGCGUCUCAAGAUGGCGAAGAACCGAGAACGGAAGUUGUCAAAAGCACUAAUAUUUCCAAUGACAGAGUUGCAAAGAAGAAAAUGAAAUUUAAUUGUGGUUUCUGUACAAACGAUACACCGUGUCUUUGCCUUGAUUCAGAAUUGGAAAUCAGCAGGUUGAAUUGA